GCAUGGCUGCAAUUGUCCAAAGUAAAUCUCAAAAAAGUAGUGAAAAGGCAACCUGAAUUCCAAAGUACAGGUGCGGAAAAGGACAGGGACGCACUUUUCGCCUAUAGAAGGCGAACGUUCUGAAACCAAUUUAAAAUGUUGGCAUGUGGACGUUAAAAACAUUUUAUUCUGUUUUAGUCCAUUCUGAAUUCUAUAAAAUAUACCGAUCUGAACGAGGCGCCAAAUGACGAAUAGGGAAGGGCAGUUGUAAAGCCCUCAUUCAAUCGGUAGCUCAACAUCUCUACAUUUUUUCACGCGGGUCGACAGCUUAUGCAUUUGAGUUGUGAUCGAUUCUACUGCAUUCCUAUCAAAUCCUUAAUCAAAGCAGUUCUUGGAAAUUGUGUGAAAUGGUAAGAGCGAUUGGAGUGUCCGGGGCAGUACCAGGUGUUCCUUGCCCGGGGUUCGAAUCCCGUACGGUUCAGUCCAGAAAAGCUUUCCAUCAUGGCUCUGUGGUGCUACAUUCCCGCCCAUAUCGUAAAAGAGGAAUCAUCAGGGUGACAAACUCCGUAGUUGGUCACGUUCCCAAUGAGGUGCACAUGGAGGAGAAACUUGAUGCAGAUCCCAAAACUGUCCUCUCUAUCAUACUAGGUGGUGGAGCUGGAACACGACUCUUUCCUCUCACAAGAAGAAGAGCAAAGCCUGCUGUACCAAUUGGAGGGGCAUAUAGGCUUGUCGAUAUACCAAUGAGCAAUUGUAUUAACAGUGGAAUCAACAAAAUAUUUAUCUUAACUCAAUUUAAUUCACAGUCACUGAAUCGCCAUAUUUCCAGGGCAUAUGGUUUUGGAAAUGGUGUGAACUUUGGUGAUGGAUUUGCUGAGGUCCUAGCAGCUACUCAGACUCCAGGCCAGGAGGGUAUGAAUUGGUUCCAGGGAACUGCUGAUGCUGUGAGACAAUUUAUUUGGCUUUUUGAGGAUCCCAGGAACAAAUACAUAGAGAAUGUUAUUAUUUUGUCUGGCGACCAUCUCUAUCGAAUGGACUACAUGGAUUUUGUACAGAAACACAUCAAUGUGAAUGCUGAUAUCACUAUUUCAUGUGUACCAAUGGAUGACAACCGUGCUUCUGAUUUCGGUCUCAUGAAAAUUGAUGAUUGUGGACGGGUACUUUAUUUCAGUGAGAAGCCUAAGGGAGAUGAUCUAAAAGCAAUGCAAGUGGAUACAACAAUUCUUGGUUUGUCACCUGAGGAGGCUGAGAGGAAACCUUACAUUGCAUCCAUGGGUAUAUAUGUUUUCAAGAAAGAUGUCCUUCUCAACCUUCUCAGGCGGGCAUACCCAACUGCCAAUGAUUUUGGGUCAGAAAUAAUUCCUGCAUCCAUGAAAGACUGCAACGUACAAGCAUAUCUAUUUAAUGAUUACUGGGAAGACAUAGGAACAAUCAAAUCAUUCUUUGAAGCAAAUCUGGGUCUUGGAGCUCAAGUUCCAAAGUUUUGCUUUUAUGAUGCAGCAAAGCCAAUAUUCACUUCACCUCGUUUUCUACCACCAACUAAAAUAGAGAAAUGUCAGGUACGAGAUUCAAUAAUUUCACAUGGAUGUUUUCUUCGGGAAUGUAGUGUAGACCAUUCCAUCAUUGGAAUCCGCUCAAGAUUGGAAUCUGGUGUUAAAUUAGAGGAUGCCAUGAUGGUUGGGGCUGAUUACUAUGAAACAGAAUCUGAGAUCGCAUCAUUACUAGCAGAAGGGAAGGUUCCUAUUGGAAUAGGGAAGAACACAAAAAUAAGGAAUUGCAUCAUUGAUAAAAAUGCAAGGAUUGGGAAGGAUGUUAUGAUAUUGAACACUGACAAUGUACAAGAAGCAGAUAGACCAUCGGAAGGGUUUUACAUCCGUUCAGGAAUAGUUAUAGUUUUAAAGAAUUCGACAAUUAAAGACAGCACUGUAAUCUAGCAAAGAACAUUGAUUUUUGGUGCCUAAAUUUGCUGUCCAUAGCAAGAUAAAAGCAGGAAAUUAGCACUUGUGAAUUAGUUUCAGUAGAGUUUUCAUCCCAGUAACAGAGAGCAUUUAGUUUUGCCUAAGGCAAGUUAAAGGUUUAGAUACUGUAAAUGGAAUUGAUUGAACAACAUUUGUAUUAGUUCAAACUCAAUGCCUACAUUUUAAACACUAUUACCUAAUCACAGAAAUAAAAUGAUGAUAACAGUUUAGUC
Messenger RNA from Cryptomeria japonica (Japanese cedar), 2170 nucleotides. RefSeq names its product glucose-1-phosphate adenylyltransferase large subunit 1. Bases 387 to 1913 code for a protein of 508 amino acids. The transcript has 15 exons. The record is from RefSeq and is a predicted model, not a curated record. Gene Ontology annotation, biological process: glycogen biosynthetic process. Gene Ontology annotation, molecular function: glucose-1-phosphate adenylyltransferase activity. Lineage: Eukaryota; Viridiplantae; Streptophyta; Pinopsida; Cupressales; Cupressaceae.